Malania oleifera is the source of this 2014-nucleotide messenger RNA. Its product is annotated as ankyrin repeat-containing protein At5g02620-like. Gene Ontology annotation, molecular function: protein phosphatase 1 binding; protein phosphatase regulator activity. NCBI's taxonomy places the organism in Eukaryota, Viridiplantae, Streptophyta, Magnoliopsida, Santalales, Ximeniaceae. The coding region runs from base 116 to 2014 and encodes 632 amino acids. Gene Ontology annotation, cellular component: plasma membrane. The transcript is spliced from 3 exons. The record is from RefSeq and is a predicted model, not a curated record.
AGAGUAAACAGAACUGCAUAGAGCUUUAUAAUUUCCUUUAUCAUUCUGCUUUCCCAAUUUCUGCACUUCUUUCCACCAUUUAGUGAUCUUGAGCUCAGCUUCUUUGUUAGAGGAAAUGGAUCCAAGGCUUUGCGAAGCAAUUUUCACGAAUGACAUCGCUACUUUUACGAGUUUAGUACGAGAUAAUGAGGCAAUUAUUGAGCAGAGAGCUGUUAGAACCUUGAAUACAGUUUUACACCUAGCUUCAAGACUCGGACAUUUUGAGCUGGUAUCCAAAAUUGUAGAGCUACGUCCUGAUUUUGUUGAGGCUGAGAAUUGGCGGCUGGAGACUCCAUUGCACAAAGCUUGUCGUCAAGGCAAUGCUCAAGUCCCAAUGCUGCUCUUAGAAACUAUUCCCUGGGUGGCUUGUAAGUUGAACUGUGACAACCAGAAUGCAAUGUUUGUCGCUUGCACUUACGGGCAUCUUGAUGCGGUGAACCUCCUUUUAAACCAGUCCUGGUUGUUGGGACUAGAAGAAGAUGAGAUGGAUCAAACUUGUCUUCAUGUGGCUGCAUCGAGGGGACACACGGAUAUUGUUGGGAGUAUAUUGCAAGCAUGCCCAAACCUCGCUCAGAAGACAGACAAGAAUGGUUCUUCACCAUUGCACUGUGCUUGCCGUGGAGGCCACUCGGAAAUUACACAGAUGCUUCUGAAGCUGUACCCAACUGUCGCCCUGCAAUUUGACUGCAAUGGUUACACCCCGUUGCACUUGGCAGCAAUGAAUGGGGAAGUUGCAGUCCUCAUGGAAUUUGUGUCAGUUGCCCCUAUCUCUUUCAAUUCUCUUACUCAAGAGAGAGAAACAGCAUUUCACCUCAUGGCAAGAUUCAACCAAUAUGAUGCCUUCAUAUGCUUGGCAAAGGUUUUUCGGUGGCACCAAUCUCUUCAACCAACCAGACCAUCUUGGCUAGCGCACCACAUCAUCAGCAAGGUGCAGAUGGAUAUCCACCAUCGAAAUAAUAGAGGAGAUACGCCCCUAGACAUCCUUGAACAAGCUGGAAGAACGCUGGAAAUUGAGUGCCUUAAAGAAAUGUUAAAGAAGGAUGUACACAAAACGAACAUUGAACAGUCAUCUGUUACACCAGAACUCAAAGAAAUCAGUUCCCAGCAGCUUCCUCAUGAAAGCAAUCGAGAGAUACUUGAAAAAGAAUUCGAAACGAUUCAUGAAACUCUGAGUAAUUUUGCACAAGAUUGUGAGGUGCAUGCACUGAACGCGGGAACAAAAUCAAUAUUAGCAAUGGAAGAAUCGGUAGUACUGGCAAAAGGCCCAUCUGAACCAGAGUCCACACGAGAGGAAAUUGGGGGUCCCUAUGCCAAUUUAAAUCAAAUGAAGCAGAAAAGCCUAGAGCACAGACAGGAACUCCUUGAAAUUCGCAGAAAUCGCAAAAAGGAAUAUGAGAUGUACAGAGAGGCACUACAGAAUGCUAGGAACACUGUCAUAAUAGUUGCAGUUUUGAUUGCCACAGUUACUUUCAGCGCAGGCAUAAACCCACCUGGUGGUGUACACCAAGAAGGACACCUUAAAGGGCAGUCAACAGUGGGCAGAACAACAGCUUUCAAGGUAUUUGCAGUGAGCAACCACAUUGCAUUGUUCAUAUCUCUCAGCAUUGUCAUCAUUCUAGUCAGCAUAAUCCCCUUCCGAAGGAAACCACUGAUGAGGCUGCUGACCAUUUCUCAUAAGGUUAUGUGGCUGGCGGUUUCGUUCAUGGCGACAGCCUAUGUCGCAGCUGCAUGGGUGGUCACGCCUCAUAGUCCGGGGACGAUGUGGACACUUGCGAUCCUACUGUCUGUCGGUGCAGGGAGUGUGGGAACUGUUUUUGUUUGUGUGGGGGUUAUGUUGGUUCAGCACCGGCUGAGGAAAAUGAGGCGUUGGAAGGGUAAAACCGCAGAGACUACUAACUUCAGUGACGACAAGAAGUCACAAUCUACCAACUCUGAUGCAGACAGUGCUCUGCUACAAGGAUAUCAUGCAUACUGA